Molecule: messenger RNA, 1434 nt
Organism: [Candida] anglica
Lineage: Eukaryota; Fungi; Ascomycota; Pichiomycetes; Serinales; Debaryomycetaceae
Source: the annotation of a GenBank genome assembly
AUGUCAAACGUGAUAAAUAAAGCUCAGACUACGUUGAGCGAUAUUAGUGCUACUGAAGAACAAUAUGAAUCAUUGCUCGUUGAAUUAGGGCCAAUAGUGGCCCAAUCAGCACAAUCUCAAGAAUACAGAGAGUUACUCAAUACAAAUGAAAUCAAAUCCAAUUUGAUAGAAAUAAUUCUGGAUUCAUUUACUCCUGGAAGAUCAUAUUCAACCUACUAUUGUCGUGUAUUCAGAGGAAUUUUAUUGCUUCUUAGAAAUAUUUCGUCGGUACAACCUGAAAAUGGACCAUUUUACUCAACUGUAUUGAACAGUUGGGAUCGUGCUGACAAAUCUCUUCAAUUAAAUCCAACCAUAUCAUCUCAAUUAUUGGUAUCAUAUAUACAAACUUUAGCCAAUUUGACUACUCAAGAAGAACAAGAAAUAGAAAAUAUUCAACAAACAUAUACAGUUACCACUAAAUAUUGCAGUCAAAUAGCAGACUUAGGUCCAGAAGCAGAAUUUCCCUUUACUCUUCUUUUAUCUAAUAUUGCCAAAAAUGAAGGGUUAUCAUUAUUGAUGAAAUCUCCAGCAUUGGUUGAAUAUUUGAUAAAACAAUUCCAUAGUGUUGAUACUGACUUAGAUUUGAACCAUCAUCAUUCUGUUCUUCUCUCGUUGCUUCAAGACCUUGUUUCCCAUGAAGGUUAUAAUAACUGGCUUGUAACGGAAUCUCAAGACUUUACAUUGAAUUUCCCACAAAUUCUUCAAACCAGUCAACUUGUAGUUACGUCAAAAUCAGAUUGGAAUAACUAUGAAAUUGCAGCCAUGCUUGCAUGGAUUUAUGAUUUCUUUAAAAUAUUUUCUCAAAGAUCACAAGAGCUUCUCCCAUCACAAAAUAUCGAUACACAAGAACUUUCCAUAGUACAUAAGAAUUUGAUUUCCACUCUUGAUUGCAUUUCUGAUUUAGGAAAAUUCGAAGCUGCAAAGCAAUUCUUGGAACAUUAUCAUGCUAUGGAUGAACUUGUCGCAUUAUUAAGAGUAAUUCAAGAUAACGUUGCUCGUCAAACUUUGAAAAAACGGAAGAUUGAAGAAAUCAAUGAUCAAAAUACAACUCGAGAAAAGAAAUUCCCACAAGUGAAAUCUUUAAUUAUAGAAGUGAUAUCCUACAUGGCACAUGAGUCCCCAAAGAUGCAAGAUCGUGUCAGAGAAUUGCAUGGUUUAGAGUUGGUACUUUCCAAUUGUAUGAUCGAUGAUAACGAUCCUUAUAUCAAGGAAAGAGCUAUCAUAUGUAUAAAGAUAUUGUUGGAAAACAAUCAAAAAAAUCAACAAUUUGUAGCUGAUCUUGAAGCUAAACAAUCUGUUGACGAUCAAGCUUUGAAAGAUGUUGGAUAUGAAGUGGAGAUUGAAGAUGGGAAGGUUAAAUUGAGAAAAUCAGCAGAACAAUCGUCAUCAGAUUAA